Messenger RNA from Mugil cephalus (flathead mullet), 1707 nucleotides. RefSeq names its product serine protease 16 (gene prss59). Gene Ontology annotation, biological process: proteolysis. The record is from RefSeq and is a predicted model, not a curated record. The coding region runs from base 29 to 1507 and encodes 492 amino acids. The transcript has 9 exons. NCBI's taxonomy places the organism in Eukaryota, Metazoa, Chordata, Actinopteri, Mugiliformes, Mugilidae. Gene Ontology annotation, molecular function: serine-type exopeptidase activity; dipeptidyl-peptidase activity.
UCCAGACUGUUUCCUUGUUUAGGUCACUAUGGCUUUCCUGAAGUGUAGCAUGCUGCUGUGUAAAGUGACCUUAUUUUUGCUGUUGUCUCUCCUUGAUGUUGGAGAGGGACAGUAUAAGGGGCUCAGGAAGUUCAGUCAAGUGCAGGACUCCCAGCACUGGGCUGCGUCUGAGGAGCAGUGGUUCAUACAGAAACUGGAUCACUUCAACGGUGCAGACAGCCGAGUGUGGAAGCAAAGGUACUUUGUAAAUGAAACCUUCUACAGGCCUGGUGGCCCAGUCUUCCUGAUGAUCGGUGGAGAGGGGCCAGCCAAUCCAGCAUGGAUGCAGUACGGCACCUGGCUCACCUACGCUGAGAAGCUGGGAGCACUUUGCUUGAUGCUGGAACAUCGAUUCUACGGAAAGAGUCACCCGACAGUGGACCUCAGCUCAGACAACCUGCGCUUCCUCAGCAGCCGCCAGGCGCUGGCCGACCUGGCACACUUCCGCACCGUGCUGGGCGAGAAGCACGGCCUGAGCAACAGGAAGUGGGUGGCGUUCGGCGGCUCGUACCCGGGCUCCCUGGCUGCUUGGUUCAGGCUGAAGUACCCUCAGCUGGUCCAUGCCUCUGUGGCCACCAGUGCACCUGUCCACGCUGCGGUCAACUUUCCAGAGUACUUGGAGGUUGUGCGGCGCUCUCUGGCCUCAGAGAACGCGGAGUGCCCGGACUUGGUGAAAAAGGCUUCGGAUUCGCUCGCUGAACGCCUGAAAGACCCGAAAACCUACGACAACGUAACCAAAGACUUCAAUUUGUGUUCCACACUUACGAUUAAGACAGAGACGGACUCUGCCUACUUCCUGGAAACACUGGCUGGCAACUUCAUGGAUGUGGUCCAGUACAAUCAAGACAACAGGGCAUUUGAGGGAGCGUUGGGCACCAACAUCACCAUCAAGGUGCUCUGCAGCAUGAUGGCCGACACUUCACUGGGAGAUCCUUAUGCCCGAUAUGCUGCCGUGGCCCACCUCAUGAUGGAAACUUUCUCCAUUAAAUGUCUGGAUGCGAGCUUCAGUAACUACGUCAGGGACAUGACAAACACGUCGUGGGAUGGACCGGCUGCAGGGGGAGGGAGACAGUGGGUCUACCAGACCUGCACUGAAUUUGGAUUCUACCAGAGCACUGAUUCCCCCAACCAGCCAUUCACUGGCUUCCCUCUGCAGUAUCAGGUGAAACAAUGUGCAGACUUCUACAACGUCAGUGCUGAUCAGGUGGCAGAGGCCGUCGCCCAGACCAAUGAGUAUUACGGCGGCUAUGACAUCCGCUCCAGCAGAAUAGUCUUCCCCAACGGGUCGAUUGACCCCUGGCAUGCCCUGGGCAUCACCCAGGACAUAUCACCUGACCUCCCUGCUGUUUUCAUCGAAGGAACAGCUCACUGCGCUAACAUGUACCCGGCCAGGAGCGAGGAUCUCCUAAAGCUGUCUCUGGCUCGUGACCACAUCUUCUUACUGCUCCAGCAGUGGUUAAAGGAAUGACUGACGCUUACAUAAACUGGCCGAUGACUUUGGAAAACAAACCUAUCACUCUAGAUCACCUACACUGGAACGGGACCGCUUAUUUUACUGCCAAAUUCUCUGAGAGUUUUGACAUGCCACAAGUGUCAGGAGACACAAAAUGCAGGUGUAUGAAAUGAGCAAGAUGCAUUUGAGCUGAUGAAUAAAGAUGUUUUUUAUGA